UCCGUCGGGAUCCUACAAGAUGUCUUCCAGGCAGCAGGAGUGUUUCCCCUGCCCGGCCAACAGUGUCGCGGAGGAGGAAGGAUCUGUGGUGUGUGUGUGUGAGGAGGACCACUUCAGGACUCCCCUGGACACUCCCUCAGCACCGUGCACACGGCCUCCCUCCCCUCCGAGGGAUCUGGUCUACAGCUUGAAGCAGUCCACGCUCAUCCUGGAGUGGGCCGCGCCCUCCGACACGGGUGGCAGGCUGGAUCUGACCUACAGCGUGGGGUGCCGGCGGUGUCUCGGGAGGCAGUGCGAGCCGUGCGGGGCGAGCGUCGGCUUCGUGCCUCAGCAGGUCGGCCUGACGGAAAGAACGGUGACCGUGGUCAAUCUUCUCCCCAACACCAACUACACCUUCACUGUAGAAGCCUUAAAUGGAGUGUCGGAACUGUUGCCCAACAAGAGGUUCUACACGCAGGUCAACGUGUCAACAAGCCUUCCUGCGCCAUCUCUGAUCAGCGAGCUGCGAGCAGAGAAGAUCGAACAGAAGAGCAUAACUUUGGUGUGGAGGGAGCCGUCCUACCCGAACAGCAGCCGCACCGAGUACGAGGUCAAGUACUACGAGAAGGAACAAAAGGAUCAGAGUUAUUCCACCAUGAAGACGGCCGCCACACGGAUCAGUGUCAACAACCUCAAACCUGGCACCACAUACGUCUUCCUCAUCCGCCCUCUGUCCACGCCAGCCUCCUCCUCCUCCUCAUCGUCCCUGUCCUCCUCCCCGCUGUCGUCAUCUUCAUCCUCAGCCUCCUCUUCCUCUACUUCCUCCUCUUCUUCGUCAUCAUCAUCCUCCUCGUCUUCCUCCUCCUCCCCGCCACCCAUCGACUACGGGGCGUACAGCGCUCCCCUGGAGCUGCAGACACUUGGCGAGUUGGCGCUGGCGUCCAGCGAACAGAACCCAGUGGUGAUCAUUGUUGUCGUGUCUGUGGCUGCCCUCAUCAUGCUGCUCUCCAUGGGAGUGGGACUGCUCAUCUGGAGGAGACAAUGUGGCUACAGCAAAGCUUCUCAAGAGGGAGACGAGGAACUUUACUUCCAGUGUAAGUGA
Messenger RNA from Paralichthys olivaceus (Japanese flounder), 1081 nucleotides. Lineage: Eukaryota; Metazoa; Chordata; Actinopteri; Pleuronectiformes; Paralichthyidae. The record is from RefSeq and is a predicted model, not a curated record.